Molecule: messenger RNA, 2445 nt
Organism: Carcharodon carcharias (great white shark)
Lineage: Eukaryota; Metazoa; Chordata; Chondrichthyes; Lamniformes; Lamnidae
Gene: nkiras2
Product: NFKB inhibitor interacting Ras-like 2
Exons: 4
Coding region: 81-653 (190 amino acids)
Biological process (GO): canonical NF-kappaB signal transduction
Molecular function (GO): GTPase activity; GTP binding
Source: RefSeq, a predicted model, not a curated record
CUCUUGUUGUUUGUUUUUGGGGGAAGGGAAGGACAGUAUCCACUUCUCCCCAUUCGUGUUGGCAGUUCCAGAAGAGUGAGAUGGGGAAGAGUUGUAAAGUUGUGGUUUGUGGCUUGGCAUCAGUUGGAAAAACUGCCAUUUUGGAACAGCUUCUCUAUGGGAACCAUACUGUUGGUUCCGAGACAAAUGAAACCCUGGAAGAUAUUUAUGUUGGUUCUAUAGAGACAGACCGUGGUGUCCGGGAGCAGGUGCGCUUUUAUGACACAAGAGGCCUGAGGGAAGGCAUCGAGCUUCCCAAGCACUACUACUCCUUUGCUGAUGGAUUUGUGUUGGUGUACAGUAUAGACAGCCGGGAAUCUUUCAAGCGAGUCGAAGCCCUCAAGAAGGAAAUCGACAGGUCCCGCGAUAAGAAGGAGGUGACAAUUGUAAUUUUGGGGAACAAAUGUGAACUACAGGAGGGGCGACGUGUGGACCAUGAUGCUGCUCAACACUGGGCAAAGUCGGAGAAGGUUAAGCUGUGGGAGGUUUCUGUGGCAGAACGCAAGACUCUGAUCGAGCCAUUUGUCCAUCUGGCUAAUAAGAUGACACAGCCCCAAAGCAAAUCCACAUUCCCCCUGAGCCGGAAGAAGGGGAGCGGCUCAAUUGACAGUUAAUACAGUAAUUGAAAAGCAAAGAUUCCAUUUAAAUGCAAAAACUUUAUUCCAUUCCUGCAAAGCAUACAUCCCAUGAGAAGAUCCUGUACUGUAUUUAUGUUGCUAAUGUUCCUUUCCCAUUCACAUAACAAACCUUCUAUUUAUAUUGUGCUCUACCUUCUAUUUAUACUGGACCUUAUUGAAGUGUAAUCUUGAAAGUAUGAAUGUAUUACUUUUGAAGUGCAUUGACUGUUAUUGUAAAGGUGUCAUUGUAGGUAAAAGUGAUUAAAGGAUUGGAAAGAAAGGGUCAACUAAAACUUAUAAAGGGUCAUCCAUGCACAACACGGUCAGUUUUAGCUUCUUUACUAACACAUUGCCAUAGCUUCAUCAGGCAACAUAGAAAUUUAAUGGCACAGAAGGAGACUACUCAGCCCAUCAUGUUUGUUUCCAGCUGAAAAUGAGCUAUCCAGCCUAAUCCCAUUCUCCAACUCUUAGUCUAUAGCUCCAUGGGUUAUGGCAUUUCAAAGUGCAUAUCCAAAUACUUUUUAAAUGCAAUAAGGGUUUCUGUGUCGACGACCCUUUCAGGCAGUGACAUCCAGACCCCUACCCUGAUCUGAUGAAAGAAUUUCUCUCAACUCCUCUCUAACCCUUGCCCCAGUUACUUUAGAUCUAUUCCCCUGGGUUAUUGACCUCUUUGCUAAUGGAAAUAAGUCCUUCCUGUCCACCACAUCUAGACCAUUCAUAAUUUGAUAAAUCUCAAUGAAAUCUCCCCUCCACCUCCUCUGUUCCAAAGAAAACAACCCCAAUCUUUCCUCAUAUCUAAAAUUCUCCAAUCCUGGCAACAUCCUUGUAAAUCUCUUCUGCACCCUGUACAGUGAUCAUUUAGUACCAUGCUACUGGGGGGAUGGGGGGAGGUGGGAAGAGAGAUGGAGUGACGGAUUUGGAUAUUCUGUUGAAAUAAAAAUGCUAGGGACGCAAGGUGGCUCAGCGUCUGAAAGAUAAGAUAUUCUUACAAAACGUUUCACUCCUAUUUUCAUCUGUCAGUGUUUUCAGAUCGGGCAGCACGAUGGCACUGCUGCCUCACGGCUCCAGCGACCCGGGUUCGAUCCUGACCUCGGGUAUCUGUCUGUGUGGAGUUUGCACGUUCUCCCCGUGUCUGUGUGGGUUUCCUUCCAUCAUCCAAAGAUGUGCUGGUUAGGUGGAUUGGCUACGAUAAAUUACCCCUCUGUGAGUGUCUGCCCCGUGUCGGACUGGCGUCCUGUCCUGGGUCUACUCCGCCUAGCGCCCAGUGCCUGUCAGGAUAGGCUCCGACUCCCCGCUACCCUGAAUUGGGUGAAGAGGUUCUGGGAAAGUGAGUGAGUAUUUUCUAUUUUGGUUACUAACAUUUACAGGUUUUGUUUUACAUAUGCUGUUGGAACCUCUGUAGAAAAGCUGGCCGUUAUAAAUUACAUGACCAGACCAGAUUUUUUUUUUUAAAAAAAAGCUUAAUUCUGAAAUGCUGAAAUAAUUAAAAUUGAAAGAAAAAUAGGCUACCCAGGUGUCACCAGAAUGAAUGGCGACAGAGUCCAUGCACCUGGGUCUGAAGGAGACCUUUAGGUUAUGUAGUAAUGAGCUGAGUAAUGCUGUACUGUGGGCUGUAAAUAAAAGGAAUAACAAGCAUGAAUGAGCCUGGGAGGAACUGGGGUCCCAGCCCCUCUAUCCUAAUCAAACUUGCAAGCAUCUCCUGCAAGAGAAAGACUUAACAAGCAGGCAGACCCUUGGAUUCUGAUGAAGGGUACACAUGCAAAACAUAAUAAAAUGGUUUUUGUCUUUA